Molecule: messenger RNA, 1746 nt
Organism: Musa acuminata subsp. malaccensis (wild Malaysian banana)
Lineage: Eukaryota; Viridiplantae; Streptophyta; Magnoliopsida; Zingiberales; Musaceae
Product: alpha-1,3-arabinosyltransferase XAT3
Molecular function (GO): glycosyltransferase activity
Source: RefSeq, a predicted model, not a curated record
UCCACUCGGUUCCUUCCCCCCCCCCCCUCUGUGAGUUCCACAAUUUCUCCUCCUCUUUUCCAUCCAGUUGUCUUCUGAUUUGCGGAGUUCCGCUCACAAGUUCUGCAGCCACGGCUUGUGCUUACCAUACCGCAAGGAGAGAAUGAAAUCCCAGUGAGAAUAAGAGGGGACGAAGGAAAUGGCGAAGGCGUUCAGGAACCUUAACCGCCGAGCGAAGCCUCAGAAAUAUGGCGUGGCAUUGGUUGCGGUGUUCAUUCUGGUGGCGCUGACCUACGUUACGAGGACGAGGACUACCAGCAUGCGCUUCUCUCUUGGUGGAUUUGUGACGCCUGAGAAGAAGCCCAUUUGUGAUACGUCCAACAGGAAAUCCGACAUCUGUGAAGCAGACGGCGAUGUUAGAAUCAUGGGCAAAGAUACCAGGAUGGUGUUUGUCGCCGGAGGAGGAGGAGGAGGCGAAUCGUGGACGAUCAAGCCUUAUGCUCGUAAAUGGGACGCCGGAUCAGGUGCUCGUGUUCGGGAGGUGACCCUGAAACUGGUCGAUGGGUACGCCCAAGACAGGCGCUGCUCCGUCAACCACACCGUCCCUGCAAUGGUUUUUGCGAUCGGUGGAUGGACCGGCAACUACUUCCACGACUUCGUCGACGUGCUUGUGCCUCUCUUCGAGACCGCCUACCACUUCGGCGGCGAGGUCCAGUUUCUCAUAGCCAACCUGAACCGGCCAUGGAUGGACAAGUACCAACUCUUCUUCAAAAAGCUGUCUCGGUAUGAGAUCAUCGAGUACGACGACGACGACGCCAUCCGUUGCUUCAAGCAUGUGACCCUGGGCCUGAGAUGCACCAGCGCCGAGGACUUCCAAAUGGAGCCCUCCAAAUCGCCGCACGGGUACACCAUGUUCGAUUUCGCCAAGUUCGCCAGAGGCGCCUUCUCCCUCGAGAGAGACUACGCGUCGAGGAUGGGUGAAGAGGCCGACAAGAAACCAAGGCUGAUGGUCAUAACCAGGGCCACGACACGAAGAUUCAUGAACGUGGAGGAAAUUGUGAGGAUGGCGGAAGAGGUGGGCUACGAAGUCGUGGUCACGGAGGGAGAUCCUGACGUCUCCAAAUUUUCGCGCAUCGUCAACUCCUGCGACGUGUUGAUGGGUGUUCACGGAUCGGCGCUGACCAAUAUGGUCUUCCUGCCUACGAAUGCUGUGGUGAUCCAAGUAGUGCCAUGGGGUAAUCUGGACUGGAUCGCCGGCCAUUACUUCAGGGACCCAUCCGACCAAAUGAAGCUGAACUACCUGGAAUACAGUAUCAGCGAAGAGGAAACCACUCUCACGGAGCUGUACCCGAGAGAGCACGCGGUGUUCAAGGACCCCAUGUCGUUGCAUCCUCAGAACGCGGAUUGGGACACCUUCUCCAGGAUCUUCCUCAAGGAGCAGAACGUGAAGCUUGAUGUGACAAGGUUUAGGGCUUACCUGGAGCGUGCCCUUCGGAUCCUCCGCCACCGGCGGGGAGAAUGAGGUGAAAGAUGAAUAUAUUAUUAAUUAUUGUUUUAUUUUCAGGAGUUUAGUUUUCCAAUUUAUUCUUUUAAACUGUGGACAAUGUUAAAAUCUGAAGAGAGGGUAUGAUGGAUGGCAUGUCGAGCGAUCGCAGAUGAGCUGCUGCUCGUCCUCUUUAUCUUCUCGGUCAAAAGAGAAGAUUGGGAGCUAUAAAUAUCCUUGACUGGGCUUUUCUUUUGAGGAACGUCGUCUUUUUAUUUUGUAUA